Molecule: messenger RNA, 1155 nt
Organism: Fusarium subglutinans
Lineage: Eukaryota; Fungi; Ascomycota; Sordariomycetes; Hypocreales; Nectriaceae
Product: phosphoethanolamine n-methyltransferase 3
Exons: 9
Coding region: 1-1155 (384 amino acids)
Molecular function (GO): methyltransferase activity
Source: RefSeq, a predicted model, not a curated record
AUGUCCUCUCCUCCGGCGCCUGCACUAGUCUCAUCGCCUGAGCAGGCUACUCAGACAUCGCAGCCAGUUGCGGAUGCACAUACUCCAGACCAACCACUUGAGCCGGCUGCUCCCCACCAACCUGAACAAGAACCAGUAAUCGACGACGAUUCUGCCUUGAGUGCCGGAGUAGACUCUUCGACGGCAUCUGUUGCUUCAAGUAUCUUGGAGUAUCGAAAGUUCAAGGGACGGUCCUAUCACUCUACCUACCAUGACAGUAGCUAUCCAAUUCCCACUGACGAACAAACUCUUGAGAACUUUGAUCUGAUGCAUCACUUCCUGACAUUACUCACUGACGGCAAGCUGUAUCUGGCACCUGUAAAGGACGAUGUUCAGAGAGUACUUGAUGUUGGAACGGGAACAGGAAUUUGGGCGAUAGACUACGCUGACGAGCACCCAAAUACCGCUGUCGUUGGCACAGAUUUGUCCGCUGUACAGCCAGACUGGGUACCCCCGAAUCUCAAGUUCGAGAUCGAUGACUGCACUAAGCCCUGGACUUGGGAUGCAAAUACCUUUGACUUUGUGCAUAUGCGCUACUUGUUUGGCGCUAUAAGAGACUGGACCGCUCUGUUCAAAGAGGCUUACAAUGCAGUCAAGCCAGGAGGAUGGGUCGAGUCUUGCGAGUCUGAGCCAAUGACACACAGCGACGAUGGAACCGUAACAGAUGAUGGGUCAACCGCGCUGGGAGGAACCUGGGAUAAGAUGUUCAUCGAGGGAGGCAAAGCCACCGGAUGCUCCUUGUCUGUCCUUACGGAAGAUCUCCAGAUGAAGGCUAUGAAAGAAGCUGGCUUCGUGGAUAUCCAGGAAACCUUCUACAAGAUACCAUUUGGUUCAUGGCCUAAAGACCCUAAGAUGGCGGAGAUCGGCCAGUACGCGAAGCUCAGUCUGGAAUCCGACCUCGUUGGAUAUUCACAAAUGAUUUGGCACGAAGUUCUGAAGUGGCCGGCCGAAGAGUAUCAGAUUUUCCUGAUGCAGGUACGAAAGGAUCUCCGGAACAAGAAACUUCAUCCUUACUUCAAGGUUCGCUUUGUCUGGGGCCGGAAACCUGAAGCCGAACAUAAAUUCCGCUCUCACAUUCUCCCGGUACUGGAGGAUCUCAGCUUGUUGCAAGAAUAA